UGUAGUGCCAAAAUGGCGCCUUGCCGUGAGUGCGUAUCUAGUGUCUCUUUAUUUGUUUUCAUUGGUUUGUGUUUAUUUUGAAUAUUUCCCAGAAAUAUUUAGUUUAAAUAAUUUGUUUAUUUAGUUAACUUUAACGAAAGGUGUUAUCGUGUGUGGAUUACCCUAUCGUUAUUCUGGGUUAUCGAUAAGUGGAAGUCAGCUCACCUGUGAUUACCGUUCAGUCUCCAACAUCCCACCUGAGGAAUAUAAUAUUGAGUGUUAUACAGUUUUAGUGAUGGAAAAGUGAAUUUAUCGUAAUAAUAUAGGAAGUUUACGUUUGCACGUCACAUAGCCUAAGUGAAAAUGAAUUCGGUUUCAAAUUGAUAUGCAAGUCAAGGCCUGAUUUGUCAUACUUAAGUUAACUUAAUACCGCAGUUAUAAAAAGGGUACAGGUACAGGUUAUUGUAUCUUAAAAUUGGCUAGGCUUGUGUUCUUGGUUGUGUAAAGUGAUAAGUUGUGUUAUGUCAAUCAUCUUCUGAAACUACAAUCAUAAUAGAGAAGGAUGGCUUUUAAUGAGAAAGUGGACCCCGAGCUGAUAUUCACGAAACAGGAGAGGAUCGGCAAGGGGUCGUUCGGUGAGGUGUUCAAAGGAAUCGACAACCGCACGCAGCAGGUGGUGGCCAUCAAGAUCAUAGACCUAGAGGAGGCUGAAGAUGAGAUCGAGGAUAUUCAGCAGGAGAUCAUGGUGCUGUCCCAGUGCGACAGUCCCUUCGUCACCAAGUACUUCGGAUCAUACCUCAAGGGUACGAAGCUAUGGAUCAUCAUGGAGUACCUGGGCGGCGGCUCGGCCCUGGACCUGAUGAAGGCCGGCAGUUUUGAGGAGAUGCACAUCGCCAUCAUCCUUAGAGAAGUACUCAAGGGGUUGGACUACCUGCAUAGCGAGCGGAAACUCCACAGGGACAUAAAAGCGGCAAACGUUCUGUUGAGCGAGAUGGGAGAUGUAAAGUUGGCAGACUUUGGAGUCGCCGGACAGCUGACAAACACCACAAGCAAACGGAACACCUUCGUAGGAACACCUUUCUGGAUGGCGCCAGAGGUCAUCAAGCAAAGCGCUUAUGACUCCAAGGCUGACAUCUGGUCACUAGGAAUCACUGCUAUAGAGUUGGCUAAGGGAGAACCUCCCAACUCUGAGCUGCAUCCUAUGAGGGUGUUGUUCCUCAUACCAAAAAACAACCCUCCUCAGUUGACUGGCAACUAUACCAAACAGUUCAAAGAGUUUGUUGAAGCUUGUCUAAACAAGGAUCCCGAGAAUAGGCCCACAGCAAAAGAAUUGCUCAAGUUUCCCUUCAUUAGGAAAGCAAAGAAAAAUUCUUAUUUAAUAGACCUUAUAGAUAGGUAUAAGAAAUGGAAGUCGUCAAGAAGUGAAGAGAGUGAAACGGAAUCCGAGAAUUCAGAUUCUGAGGAGUCAGGCAAGCCAGACAGUGACAUGGAAGAGCCGUCGUGGAUCAUGACGGUGAAGGGUCCUCACGGAGUCAAGAGUCCAGUGUCUGAGCCGUUAGAGAACCACGUCGUCCCGGUCAAGAAAGUGUCUCAGAACGGCUCGGGACCUCAGACUCCCAGCAAGACUAUCAUACAGGAGAACCACUUCCGCAACCGCCAACCUGACAAAACACCCUCGGGGAGACCGUUGUCAGCCGCACCAUCACCUCCUAGUACUCAGCUACCUGAGAAAAGAAGCAAGGACUCUGACACACCUCAGCUGGAGAAGAAACAACCUAGACCCAGGUCUGAGGUCAAGAUAUCCUCUACGCCUCGGUCACCCUGCCUCGCUCAACUCAUCUACCCUCUCAUCUCAGAGCUGCAAAGGAGGCAUCAGUACACUUCGCGAGUGGACUCAGGCCACAAGACAGACGCCAUCGAGGAACUGAAGAACGCUUUUGAACUGGCAGAGAGAGCGAGUCCUGGCAUCAGUGAUCAGUUUGUCAAGGAGAUGGUGCAGAAACUGCUACCCGCUACGUCAGAACCUAGGCUCAAGAAUAUCAUGGAUAGAAUCACCAGGGAUGGAUCGUAGGUAGCCGCCAAGACAAAGCAUCCUUCUCACGUCUACAGGCCCGAUCAUGCCUUGACACGGAAACGUUCGUUCUUGUACAAAUGUAUACAAAUUGAUGAGAUUAUACACUAUACAUUCUAAACACAUAUUGUUACAUAUAGCUGUAUAUAUUUUAUGUAUAGUUGUAUAAGCGUGCCACCCAUGAUUGUUGUAUACAGGGUACCUAUAUUGUUUUUCGACGGUAAAUUUCUAUAGUCAGUAUUUUAUUUUAUGAAAUCAUAUUCCUCUACCUGUUUCCUUUUACAAAUCUAACUUAUUUAUUUUCUUUUUCUGACCACGCUCUUUCCUAUUUUUUGUUGUGUUCAAUGAUUUUUUUUAAUUUUUGGAAUUGCUUGAUGUUGAAUUGUUGUUAAUUAAUUAGGUUGUAAUAAUUUAAGCGGAUUUUAUUUCAACAUAAAGAAGAGUAUAUAGUAAUGAGAUAGUUUUGUUUUAUGAAAAUGUUAUUAAAUCAUUAUUACAUUUGCGAUUAUAAUUUUCUGGUAAUUGUUUUGAAAAUAUACCAUUUUCUGUUUAUACUGUCGUUUAAGUGAUCACUCAUUAAUUGUCAAAAUAUCUUUCUGUACCUUGAUAAAACAUAAAAUUUAUCUUAGAGUGCAAAUUUAGUCUAGCUAGAGAUGAUAAAUUCAUAAAAUUACUUUUACCUGUUUUGUAAUCAGUUCUCAUAUCUUUAACCUCUACUCACUUCUUUAACCUCAAAACCAGGAAUAUUCAGAUUUCUCUCUUGCUUAACCGUCAGAUUAUCUAAAUCAUACUUUAGCCGUUUCUAGACGUCUCAUGACAAACUAAGACAACAAAUACUUAGUCGUAGGAUUGCUGCAUUCUGCUGUGUCGUUAGUGGUUUUGUAGACUCGAAUCAUUCAACUCUACUGCACUAACCACUGACUACUUAACCUUACUUGAAUUUGAGAACUAUUAGUACCAGGUUAGUUCUGUUAGUUCUGUAGUUCUACGGCCUCCAAGGCCCUUUAGUUUAAACAGGUGAUAUUAGUUAGCCUUAGCUCUGCAUACCAAGAACAACACAUUUUGUAAAUUGCUUUCAGUUAGGACUUGGUUUAUGUCCUUUAGCUGCUGGUGUGGUUUUUUUUAUAGCUUACUUUAUAUUUAUUCUAUUUUUCUCUUACAUCUGCGGUUGCUGAAGUGUUUGCAAGUUCUCAAAACACUGUUGAAAAGUUCUGAAUUAAAUGUUCUUAUCUACAUAAAACUUUGAAUAUGUUAAAGGAUUUAUUUUUUGUGGGAAGUAUAAUUUUAGCCACAUGAGCAAGAGAUAUUAUGUCUGAUUAUCAGUUCCAUAACCCUAAAUCAUUGAUUAUUUCUUCAUUGUGAGCAGAUUUUGCUGAACAAUUGAACUUAAUCAAUCUUCCAAGCUGGUCUUGAGAAGAUUAAAAGUAGAAUGACCUGUACCUGGUUUUUUUUAAUUGGAUGUGGAACUAAAUCUAUUUUAUAUUAAACUCUAUCAACAAAUUGAAGUAUUAUAAAAGAAUUAAGGAGUCCUAGACACAUAAAACCUUUAAUCCAAUCUAUGUGAUUUGAUGUAUGUCAGUUAAUUGUUUUCUUCAGACUUGUUAGAAUACUAGAAACUUUCUCAGUAAUCAUAACUCAGCUUCCAAAUAUCCUUAAAAGUAUAACAUUUUAAUUACAAUUAAGUGCUAAAAGUCAAUUUCAUCUUUACUCAUAAUUAUAACCUCCAUCAUUUACUUAAAUUCUUACUUUACUACAGUCGACUCAAAAUUGAGAAGAUUGUUUAUAUGUUUAUUUUGGGGUUUUAUAAUACAGCAAUUUCAUCUGUGUUGUUCUUGACCAUUUGUUUGCGGAAUUGUUAUCAGAAUUUGUUUGUUUAUUGGUUAGUUGUUAGGUUUGCUCGGCCCUGUACUUACCGACUUUUAACUUAUAAAUAGGCCUGGAUAGCGUCUUAAGCUUGUAUAUAAGUGUAAAUGUUCUAGGGUAUAUACUGUCUACUAAGUUUCGGUCUUGAAAUAAGAGUGUAUUUUUUUAGAAGUGUAAAUAGUCGUAUUGAGAGAUUGGUCUAUAUUUUUGGUUUGGGUCGAAGUGGGUCGUCUCGUCGCAAGUGCCAAGUCGCAGGGGAUCUACGUUUGUUAUCUUCUCAUUUCUAUUGUAUGUCUUCAUAAAACAUAAAUAUAUCAAGUUUCUAAUAAAAAAGUUAUUUUAACAAGUGUA
Macrosteles quadrilineatus (aster leafhopper) is the source of this 4264-nucleotide messenger RNA. RefSeq names its product serine/threonine-protein kinase 26-like. The record is from RefSeq and is a predicted model, not a curated record. Bases 542 to 2050 code for a protein of 502 amino acids. Gene Ontology annotation, biological process: protein phosphorylation. NCBI's taxonomy places the organism in Eukaryota, Metazoa, Arthropoda, Insecta, Hemiptera, Cicadellidae. Gene Ontology annotation, molecular function: protein kinase activity; ATP binding. The transcript is spliced from 10 exons.